This is a messenger RNA of Liolophura sinensis, 2780 nucleotides long. Its product is annotated as nucleoside hydrolase-like. NCBI's taxonomy places the organism in Eukaryota, Metazoa, Mollusca, Polyplacophora, Chitonida, Chitonidae. The record is from RefSeq and is a predicted model, not a curated record. The coding region runs from base 1205 to 2323 and encodes 372 amino acids. Gene Ontology annotation, molecular function: hydrolase activity, hydrolyzing N-glycosyl compounds. The transcript is spliced from 7 exons.
GUUGGGUGAGCGGAUUUCCUGUUUUAUCGCCUAAGUAGGUCAAAUCUCUAGGUCAAGCUGUGUAUGUGUGUGUGCAUGGUGAACCGACUUAUUCAUUGGCCGCAAGCGCAGGGUUAAGAAGGUUAUACAAGAAUUCAUGAAUAAUUAAUCCGCACGUGUGUUCCAAAUACUUGCCCUGUGUUCAUCUUGCAUGUGGAUUGCCCAUUAGAAGUGGUUGUGCGUGGGUUUAUAUCUGCAGGGCAUCUUGGUGGAAAAAGUCCAAACAGAAGGUAGGCGAAUGCUUAUAAUAUGCCCAAAAGACCUAUCAGGACAUUCACUUAUGUGAUUUCGUCAGAAUUUAUAUCCAAAUGGAUAUUCGAACCACAUGCCUUUCAUAGCGGCAUGCACGUAGUGAUAUGUGUAUCUUUGAUGACGUCAUCUAAGACAGGGCCAGACUUAGCAGAUGUUCCUGGACCCGUUGAACUAUACAGUGAGUUUGACAUUAGAUAUGCUCAUAUGCUACACCAUGCACGGAGAUAUCUGAGUUUACAGGAAAUAGAGCCUAACGUAUGGUUGGCCUGCGUGAGGCAAAAAUGCCCGGAUAUGACCACACAUUUAAGUCCAGGAUAAUGAAUGCCAGUUUACAUUACCCGCAUACACUGUGCCGAAGGGACUGUCCCUAAUAUUAAAAGCAGAACUGCAGAUUCAGUACCGGUCUCAGUAUACAAAUACUGAAUGUUCGUUUGCGCUGUAGUGACCUGUAGUAACCUGUGGUCUGCGCACUUGGCCCGUUUGCGCAGUAUUACACGUUUAUUAAAGACUUAUGUGGCCUUACAUGGAGUUCUGUGGGGUUCUGGUCUUACAUGAAGCUCUAUGGGGAUCUUGUGCGGUCUUACAUGAAGGUCUAUGGGAUUCUUGCGUUGGCCACUAUGACGUGUGUCAAAUUUCCUAUAAUGUUGACCACUUACACCAACACCUCUGUCGCCUGCCAUCGUUCAUCGCUUCGUGCCAUCGUCCUAUGUGAUAAUGUCGUAAAAUGCUAGGGGCCCUUUUUUAUUAUUAUUAAUCGAGAAUAAAUAGGCUUCUAUAUCGUAUUGUGUCGUAAGUGUGUUUGUUAUGGUGAAUGAGAGAGCACUCAGAUUUUUAAUGGUGUAAGCAUUGCGAAAUCUCAAUUGACUAUGUUGUAAGGGACACUCCCAGCGUUCAAUACAACUCUUCACACCAAAUGUUGCUACAUCUUCGUUCUCUCCCCUCUCCCCAAUGUAUCCUAGUGUACACCUACGUGUGUAGAAAAGGUCAGCGUUUUGCCGUCCACCAGAAGAUUGCAGAAAAGGUCAGCGUUUUGCCGUCCACCAGAAGAUUGCAGAAAAGAACGAUGGGAGACUUACCCAAAGAAAAGCGACUACUUAUCAUCGACACUGAUGCUGGAGUAGAUGACGCCCAAGCCAUCGUCAUGGCGAUAGGUCGUCCGGAUGUGCACGUUGUAGCCAUCACAACCGUUCAGGGAAAUGUCUCCACGAAGCAAGUGUCAAAAAACGUCCUACGGCUUCUGCGACUUGCGAACAGGAAAGAUAUUCCAGUCUAUCAGGGAUGCGAGGUGUCAGUGAUCGGUGCACAGCGAAGCGCCACGUAUUUCCAUGGCACCGACGGCUUCGGGGACAUUCCGGACACCACCGAACACGAAAACGGCGAGAUCCAAUCAGAGCACGGCGUCUUGGCAAUGAUUCGGCUCGUGAAGGAAAAUCCAGGAAAACUUUCCCUGGUUGCUAUUGGCCCUUUGACAAAUGUUGCUUUGGCGAUAAGGUUAUAUCCGGAGUUCGGAUCACAGUUGAAGGAUUGCUUCGUCAUGGGAGGAAACUAUCAUGGCAUCGGUAACUCUUCCAUCAGCGCCGAGUUCAACUUCUACAACGACCCAGAAGCCGCUCAUAUUGUUCUGUCUGAACUGAAAUGUACACGUCCUAUAACUCUUGUGUGCUGGGAGGUAUGUCUGGACUUCAGCUUGACCUGGGAACAAUAUGAGCAAUGGUUGCCAGAGACUGGAAGAGUCUCGCGAUUUCUCAAACAAGCCGAGACAUUCUGCGUGGACUUUCUGCGCAAGAAUGGUUAUCAGUUUAUCGUAUGUGAUGAAGUAGCAGUGGCAGCUUCUUUCGAUUCUUCCGUGAUAAGAGAGGCAACUCCUGCCGUCGCUCACGUAGAAAUGGCGGGUUCCAGAACCAGAGGUCAAAUGGUGGUGGACUGGAAAUCAAAAGACCCACCGAACGUUUUGCUGAUUAGGAAGUUCGACUUAGAAAAACUUUCACAGAUCUUCCGUGACGCUUUGAGGGAGUUGGAAAAGGAUACGUGAUUCAAUAUGGCGGUUGAUUUGUGACGUGAAUGAACUGAUUGCCCAAUAGGACUUAGGCCUAUGAAGUAGUUCAUUGAUAAUGUGCUCCCAUCAUAGAAAUGGUUCCAUUCUAUACAGCUUUCUUUGAGAUAACUUCGUCAUCUCAUUUUCCCAGAUUAGUAUAGUUCCAGGGAAAUGUCAAGUCCUUUGCCCGGUAAUUCCCAAGUGGGUGUGAAAUCCAAUAGAUUUGAUUGGUCAAGACGUAAAGCCAGCUUAUCUAAUGAAUUAGUCGCUUUAUUUUUUUACGUCAUUGUUGAUUUACUUUGCUGUAUAACAUGUUAAACUAAGUUUUCGUGGAUUGAUCAGAUAUGAACCAAAGUAAAGCUGUCUGUAAAGGACUUUUAUUUUAUACCACCACAGACGUGUGGGGAGUCUUGUUACGAUGGACAGGGAUAUAACCCGAACCUAUUCCAUAUCU